AAUUACUAUCUUCAAAUUGACAUCAUGUGGUCGGAAGAAAAAAACGACUAUCCAGAUAUUUUACAACCAAUUCCUUUCGAAGAAUGGCCCCUAGUUCAAAAUCAUUUCAGAGCUAACUGGCCAACGUAUUCAAACUACUAUUACUGGAUCGAAAACAGUAUAAAAUGGAAGGAAGUAUCUCCAGAACUAGAAAUACAAAUUUACUCCAUUCGAGGAGAUUAUCAUCGUGAUGGAACAUUCAUAGGAAUAUCGAGUUUUUCGAUAACCAGUAUUUGGGUUUUCACAACCGAAGCAUCAGGCAAAAUAUUUACAAUUAGUGAAGCACUGUUAAAGUCCAAACAUUUUGACUGGAGCAGGGAAAUUAUAUUUUGCGGAGUUCACGAACAUGUUGUACCCCUUUUGUCCAUGGCGUUAGACCAUCUAAAAACUGUAGGAGGUAUCGAAAUCGCUUCGAUCAUAACAACCAGAUUUCAUUUUAAGUCUGCCAAUGAUGCUACAAGAGUAGAAGUAAGGUAUGUACGAAUUGGCUUUACAUGGUCGGCAUUUUCAUGUGUCUGAAAUUAUCUAGCACAAUCAUGACAACGGUACCAUCAUGUACUAUGCAUAUUCUGACCAGUUGAACACCCAGAGCCUUUAUGGUCAUCUGCACGUAUGUUCGGUAUCCUCAUAGCGUCAUCUCUAUAACACAGAUAUUUGAUACCAAUUUAU
Messenger RNA from Athalia rosae (coleseed sawfly), 708 nucleotides. RefSeq lists its product as uncharacterized. The transcript has 3 exons. Bases 25 to 558 code for a protein of 177 amino acids. Lineage: Eukaryota; Metazoa; Arthropoda; Insecta; Hymenoptera; Athaliidae. The record is from RefSeq and is a predicted model, not a curated record.